Molecule: messenger RNA, 1278 nt
Organism: Morone saxatilis (striped sea-bass)
Lineage: Eukaryota; Metazoa; Chordata; Actinopteri; Moronidae
Product: equilibrative nucleoside transporter 2-like
Exons: 11
Coding region: 79-1278 (399 amino acids)
Biological process (GO): hypoxanthine transport; guanine transport; nucleoside transmembrane transport
Cellular component (GO): plasma membrane; basolateral plasma membrane
Molecular function (GO): nucleoside transmembrane transporter activity
Source: RefSeq, a predicted model, not a curated record
UGUUAUGUAUAAUUACCGAUACAGAACUGUAAAUGCACUUUAAUCUGUUUCAUUCAGAGGUUCAGAAGAAGCAACAGGAUGCCUAACGAGAGGAAACCGACUGACAGCGGUCAGGCUGUGGCCCUCAUCAUCUUCAUGCUCGGUCUGGGAACUCUGCUGCCCUGGAACUUCUUCAUGACGGCCUCUCAGUAUUUCAACGGACGCCUCAACAACAUGUCCAACAACACGUCCAACAGCACGUCAGCAGCAGCGACUAAAGACUACAACUACGACAGCUGGAUGGCCUUGCUUUCCCAGCUGCCCCUGCUGCUCUUCACCCUGCUCAACUCCUUCCUGUACCAGUGGGUGAAGGAGCGUCUCCGCGUGGCCUUCAGCCUGAUCGCCAUCUUAAUCCUCUUCUCCCUCACAGCGGCUCUGGUCACCGUCCCCAUGCAGCCGGACUCCUUCUUCUCCGUCACCAUGGCGACCAUCUGGUUCAUCAACAUGUUCAGCGCGGUGCUGCAGGGCAGUCUGUUCGGUGUGGUCGGCCUGUUUCCUCCUCGGUACAGCACGCUGUUUAUGAGCGGUCAGGGUCUGGCCGGGAUCUUCGCCGCGGUUGCGAUGCUUCUCUCCAUCCUGAGUAACGCCAAUGAGAACAUAGCGGCGCUGGGAUACUUCAUCACGCCGUGCGUCGCCACUCUGGGCACGCUGGUGUGUUACCUGCUGCUGCCGCACCUGGAAUUUGCUCGUUUCUACCUGAACAGAAGACAGUCGGAUCCAGCGGAGGAAGCCUCGGCCCUUAAAGAAAAAGAAGAAUUAAACAACAAUCCUAAAGAGCUGGAGGCCAAGGGGAUCUUCUUCAGUGAGCCAGAGGAGCGUUCCUCCGUCCUGGCCGUCUUCAAAAAGAUCUGGAAGAUGGCGCUGUCUGUGACGUGUGUGUUUGCCGUCACCCUGUCGGUGUUUCCUGUGAUCACGGUCCGAGUGCAGACCGUCUACAAGAACCCCGCCUGGGAAAAAGUCUUCACCUGCUUUUGCUGGCUUCAAUGCCGUUCUUUCACGGUCAAUGGUGACUUUGCUCGGACCGCAGCGCGCCGGCCGUCGAAAGGACAAAGACUUACCGUUUCCCAUUCGCCGUGCUGUUGUCGUGUGGCCUUCAUCCCUCUGCUCAUGAUGUGUAACAUCCACAACUCCAACCUCAACUUCUUCAGCCACGACAGCAUCUUCGUCACCAUCAUGGUGCUGUUCUCCUUCUCCAACGGAUACUUGGCGAGCCUCUGCAUGGCCUACGCUCCACAGUGA